This is a messenger RNA of Oldenlandia corymbosa var. corymbosa, 1851 nucleotides long. Lineage: Eukaryota; Viridiplantae; Streptophyta; Magnoliopsida; Gentianales; Rubiaceae. The record is from the annotation of a GenBank genome assembly.
AUGGCUAACAUAGCCGGCAAAAAGUAUUCCAAAGAGGAAGCUGAAGCUUACCUCCGCUCCGUUGUCCCAAAACGUAUUUCCCUCUUCGAAACCAUUCAGAAUGAGCAGAAACUCCACCGCCUUUCUCUGCCCUCUGAAACAAUCAAGAUUAAUGUGUUGCCGGAUGGGAUACUAAAAGAGGGCAAGAAGUGGAACACUUCGCCCUUUGAUGUUGCUAAGGGAAUUUCCAAGAAUUUGGCUUCGAAUUCAUUGAUUUGUAGAGUCAACGGGGUGCUCUGGGAUGUGCAUAGGCCAUUGGAAGGGAACUGUGAGCUCAAGUUCUUUACUUUUGAUGAUGAUGAUGGAAGAGAUGUAUUCUGGCACUCUAGUGCUCACAUUCUUGGCCAAUCACUGGAGCAGAUUUAUGGCUGCAAACUUUGCAUUGGUCCUUGCACAUCAAGAGGAGUUGAUGGUUUUUACUAUGAUGCUUUCUAUGGUGAUUUGGGGCUGAAUCAGGAACACUUUGAACGGAUUGAGCGCGGGGCGAAAAUAGCAGUUUUGGAAAGACAGCGUUUUGAGCGCAUUGAGGUUACAAAGGAUCAAGCUCUUGAGAUGUUCUCUGAUAACCCAUUCAAGGUGGAAAUCAUAAAUGAUUUACCAGAAGAUGAAGCUAUUACUGUUUACAGAUGUGGUCCUUUGGUUGAUUUGUGUAGAGGGCCUCAUAUACCCAACACAUCCUUUGUGAAAGCUUUUUGUUGUUUGAUGGCUUCUUCGGUUUAUUGGAAAGGAAAGCGAGGUCGUGAAAGCUUGCAGAGAGUUUAUGGAGUGGCUUUUCCGGACCAGAAUCGCUUGAAGCAAUACAAGGAUGAUUUGGAAGAGGCUAAGAGAUAUGAUCACAGAGAGCUGGGCAAGAAGCAGGAAUUGUUCUUUUUUCAUCCACUUAGUCCUGGAAGUUGUUUCUUCCUUCCACAUGGGACUCGAGUUUACAACAAACUGCUAGAGUUUAUACGAAAUGAGUAUUGGGAUAGGGGUUAUGAAGAGGUGGUGACUCCAAAUAAUUUUAACAUGGAGCUGUGGGAGAAGUCCGGCCAUGCUCAGAAUUACAAGGAGAAUAUAUUUGUCUUUGAGAUCGAACACCAGGAAUUUGGACAAAAACCAAUGAAUUGCCCGGGGCAUUGUGUGAUGUUUAAACAUAGAGUUCGUUCCUACAGGGAACUGCCUCUUCGUUUGGCUGAUUUUGGUGUCCUGCAUUGCAAUGAGGCCAGUGGCGCGCUCUCUGGUUUGACGCGUGUUAGGAGAUUUCAGCAGGAUGAUGCUCACAUCUUUUGCACAGAGUCGCAACUAUCUACCAGGCCAGAGGAGAAAUUUGUUGGGGAGUUGGAAACAUGGGAUAAGGCUGAAGCUGCUCUCACAGAAGCAUUAAACGAGUUUGGCCAGCCAUGGGAGGUAAAUGAAGGGGAUGGAGCCUUUUAUGGACCCAAAAUUGAUAUCAGUGUUAAGGAUGCUAUGAGGAGGAAAUUUCAGUGUGCCACAUUGCAGCUGGAUUUUCAACUUCCUUCUCGAUUCGACUUGUCAUACACAACUGAAGAUGAGAUCAGGGAGAGACCAGUGAUGAUUCACAGGGCUAUCCUUGGUUCAGUUGAGCGUAUGUUUGCUAUAUUAUUAGAACAUUACAAAGGCAAAUGGCCAUUCUGGCUCAGUCCUCGCCAAGCGAUUGUCUGCCCUGUCUCUCUCAGAAAUCUCUUCCCUAUGCACAAUGGCUGCGGGAUCAGAUUCAUGGUGCUCGGUACUAUGUUGAUGUUGAUAGCACAGAUGGAACCAUCAGCAAAAAGGUUGCAGCAGCCCGAGUGGCACAAUACAACUAUAUCUUAG